Molecule: messenger RNA, 891 nt
Organism: Cladocopium goreaui
Lineage: Eukaryota; Dinophyceae; Suessiales; Symbiodiniaceae
Source: the annotation of a GenBank genome assembly
AUGAUUGGCGAGGCCAAGGAGUUCGUGUCAACUGCCGGAUCAAGUGGCAUCCAAGGUGUUGCCAUCACCGGGCAGAGGCUGGAAGAAUCAAGGGCGUCAACCGCAGACUCUGCUGGACCUGAGGCUGCAGCACCAGCAAGUUGGACUCCAGUUGAGGAGAGCAAUUUCUUUGAAGAUCUCAAGACUGGGUUGGUGUUGUGCAAGGUUGUGGAGAGGCUUGUCCCGGGAGUCGACUUGACGACCAAAGGGAUUUACCAAAAGCCUCGAACACGCGCAACAUGUGUAGCCAACAUUGAUAAAGCUCUGUCAGUGGCGUGGCGGACGGGGGUGAACGCAACCAACAUGUGCUCUGCUGAGGACAUCUACGAUUGCAAAGUGACAGCAGCUACUCGAUGUGUUUCAGAAAUCUUUGAAGCGCUUCAAAUGAGGGUGCGUGAAGUACGAACCCGUUCACGUGAAAUGCUGGUCUCGAUGAAUGCGCGGCUCUCUCCGAUAGGAUGUGCCCUUUCGAAAGCCACUCUCACUGGCAAUUGCGAAGCACUGGUGGAUGACUUUGCAGACUGCACAAAGAUCAUGGCCCUUUUGGUAAGUGCUGGGAAAGCUUCGGUGGAGGACUUGUUGAGUCUCGCUCAUCGCGACCAGACUGGCCGCCUACAUGGUGCUGAGUUGGAUACCGUGCUGGAAGAAAAUGGCCGCAUCUUGAGUCAGGUGCUGGAAGCCAAUGGAUGUCCUAUCCUGCUGGCAGAGAAAGAGUUUGCCAGGCCACCAGCGCCAUCUCCUGAUACGCUACUUCUUCAACUACACUUCAUUUGGCGUGUAACCUUGGGAACACCUCCAUCGCCAAGCCCUGACCUUGCAGCUCUGGCUGGGGCCUUCAGCACACAGCUGUAG